GCCAAACACAAACAUAUUUUAAUACAAUAAAAUAGAAUAUAUGGAUCCACCUGAGGAGCAAUUUGCUACGUUAAGUCUAAAUGAGCGUGUGUUGGUUACGUCGAAUGCGUCGAAACUCGUAAAAGAACUUCCCGGUGGCUCAGCUAACGAAAUUAUAUCACAAAUAGACAACGGGGACAUUGCUGAAAUCGCUCCGAACAUGAUUUCCAUAGCCACUUGUACUAAAAGUUCUAAGAAAGUCGGGCCGACAGUACCAGCAAAACCCUUCAGAAAGAAGCAAGAUUCUCCUGAGAGCCUUACUGUGGAGAAUUACACUAAACAGAAUAUGUCAAGCACGAUACCGAUAUUACAGCGGAAGCAUCCGGUUAGCACUCUACAUAAAACUUCAACCAACAACGUGACAUUGGAUAACCCUGUUGUGCUCGAACAGCAGCUGGAAGCUUUGACCCAUCACAAACGACAACUGGAGAAAAAAGGUCUAUUUCUGCAACAACCAAGAAAAAAUGAAAUACCAUCAACAGAUGUAACAGGCUUUCCGAAACUAUUGGCGAAUUGUCAAGCAAAUGAUAACUACACAUCAGGUGUUAUUUAUUCAAAUGUGCGUUCAACACCGGACAAAUUAGAAUCAUCGGUUUCUUCAUUGACUCUCAAUCCUAUGAGCGAUAAUGCAAAAUACUCUGAUGAAGCUAAUUCGGAAAGAUAUAUUGCAAAACGUAUAACGGAUUCCAAAACUAUGCGCUAUAAUGACGAAAAUGCUGACAGAAAUCAACUAGAUAGUCCAAUUUUUCGGAAGCAGAAUGAAUUUUACUCAAACAUGGUGUUCGAGGAAAGUAAGCAAGAUUAUAUACCACCACUCUCAACGGAAUUGUCUAUUGACGCUAAUGAGGCUACUGAUGAGGAAACGCCACCACCUCCUAGUCCAGUCAGCUCAUCAUAUAGCGAACUACGAAGAGCGACGGAUGCAUUUAAAAAGCCAUACCACAACUGUUAUAUAAAAUCUCAUGAAACCAAUAUUAGGUCUAAAGAUAUUGGAGAAAACAAAGAUUUAAAUGGAUCUCAACCUCAAACGUAUAUAAAUAUGAGCUGCAGCAAUGAUUUCAACAGUUAUUGUUCAACAUUGCAGACCGCUAAUCCAGACAACAUAGACUUUUACAGCAAUGGAAAUUCCUCACAGAGUUCGUCGACAUAUGAAUCUAUAUAUGAACCAAUAAUUCCACGCCCAGCUAGUCAACUUUCAUCGCAUGCAAACUACUUAAAUUAUGUACCAUACGUCAACGGUCCACAGUUAAAUACGAGUGAAAGUGGAGGAAAUAUAUCAACAAUCGGAUCCAUCAGUACCAGCGGUUGCAACACACCAUCAUUCUCUAGUAUAGAAGCUAGUAGUGCUGAUGAUAAUUCAAAAAGCUCAUGCCAACAAAAGGAGAGUGAGGUCGAAGCAUUGACUGAUUUUUUAGUACAUUCCCUCGAUACAGGAAGUAGGGUAGAAAAUUUUGGUACGUGUUUUAAAUGCAAUGAGCGGGUUUUAGGAGAAAACUCAGGCUGUACAGCAAUGGAACAAAUAUAUCACAUUGCUUGCUUUACGUGUACACAGUGUAAAAUUAAUCUACAGGGUAAACCUUUUUACGCGUUGGAUGGAAAGCCGUUCUGUGAAUAUGAUUACUUGCAAACAUUAGAGAAAUGUUCCGUAUGCAUGAGACCUAUAUUGGAGCGCAUACUUCGUGCGACUGGCAAGCCGUAUCAUCCUCAAUGUUUUACCUGUGUUAUUUGUGGAAAGAGUCUUGAUGGUAUACCAUUCACAGUAGAUGCCACUAAUCAAAACUAUUGUAUAUCCGAUUUUCACAAAAAAUUUGCACCACGUUGCUGUGUUUGUAUGGAGCCAAUAAUGCCGGAAUCUGGUGAAGACGAAACUGUACGUGUUGUUGCAUUAGAUCGCAGUUUUCAUUUUGAGUGCUAUAAAUGCGAAGAUUGUGGGUUGCUGUUAUCGUCGGAAGCCGAAGGCCGUGGAUGUUACCCUUUAGACGGACAUGUACUCUGUAAAAGCUGUAAUGCAAAGCGCGUGCAAAUGCUAACAAACCGAAUGACAACUGAACUGUAAACAAUGUAUUGGAUGAAAUAUAGCGAAAUGUAAUAUGAAAAUCCAACAUUCCUAUACACACGUAAACUAAAAGCUCGUGGAAACGAAAAAUACAUAUGUGGCCCGCAACUCCAGCAGGGUAUAAAUGGGUUACUGAGUUAAGACAAUACAAUAUUACCUUGGCGUCCUUCCUUGUUAAAGUUUAACUGGAAUCACCGUGCUAGUUUAGUGACACUUAGUUAAUUUGUUAAAUUAUUUGGCGAAAAAAAGAAUGCAUAUCCGUAUGUAUGUAUGUAUCUGUGUGCGUAUGCACUUGAGCAUUAGGGUGGUUCACUCUUUGUCGUUUACUUUAGUCUAACCUGCUCUCUUGCUUUAAGCAACCACACCUACAUACAUGAACAAAUAAAUUUUAACAAAGAUAUAAAAUUAGAAACUUCCAUGCUUAAGAACGAUUAUGACAUACUUUUAUAGAAGAUCCGUUAAAGGGAAAGAAAAUAGAAAAUGGCAUCAAUCAGAAUCAUUUCCAAAUAAACACAACGAGAACAUCAAUCGACUAAAAUACAAUCCAGACUUCUCCAGGGAUGAUUGCAUUAUAUUAGCUCACAUGCGAGUUGGCGUAACAAAAUUUUCCUCCCAACAGAACUUUCAACAAUCACGACCAUGUGAGAAUGUGUGUUUCGGCGGGACUGCUAACACCGGGCGCCUAAAUGCAUGCUAUGUACCGCUGUAUGUUUAAAUUUUCCUUAAUGAAAUUUUUGCACAUGCACUUCUCA
Molecule: messenger RNA, 2847 nt
Organism: Rhagoletis pomonella (apple maggot)
Lineage: Eukaryota; Metazoa; Arthropoda; Insecta; Diptera; Tephritidae
Product: Wilms tumor protein 1-interacting protein homolog
Exons: 9
Coding region: 41-2095 (684 amino acids)
Biological process (GO): cell-cell adhesion
Cellular component (GO): focal adhesion; stress fiber
Source: RefSeq, a predicted model, not a curated record